Messenger RNA from Nanorana parkeri, 483 nucleotides. RefSeq names its product vicilin-like seed storage protein At2g18540. The coding region runs from base 1 to 483 and encodes 160 amino acids. The transcript is spliced from 2 exons. The record is from RefSeq and is a predicted model, not a curated record. Lineage: Eukaryota; Metazoa; Chordata; Amphibia; Anura; Dicroglossidae.
AUGAGAAGGGGCGAGGAGAAGAGACGAGGAGAAGGGGGGGAAGAAGAAGGGCGAGGAGAAGAGACAAGAAGAAGGGACGAGGAGAAGAGACGAGGAGAAGGGCGAGGAGAAGAGACGAGGAGAAGGAAUGAGGAGAAGAGACGAGGAGAAGGGAUGAGGAGAAGGGACGAGGAGAAGAGGCGAGGAGAAGGGCGAGGAGAAGAGGUGAGGAGAAGGGCGAGGAGAAGAGACAAGAAGAAGGGACGAGGAGAAUGGACGAGGAGAAGGGGCGAGGAGAAGAGGAGAAGAGACGAGGAGAAGGGACGAGGAGAAGAGGCGAGGAGAAGGGCGAGGAGAAGGGCGAGGAGAAGAGACGAGGAGAAGGGACGAGGAGAAGGGGCGAGGAGAAGGGAUGAGGGGAAGGGGCGAGGAGAAGGGACGAGGAGAAGAGACGAGGAGAAGGGACGAGGAGAAGGGACGAGGAGAAGGGACGAGGAGAAAUGA